CCUUCCCGUUGAGCUCCUCCUCCUCUUUCUCCUCCUGCUUCAACAACAACUGUUUAAAAGUGGACAGAGAAAAAGUAAGUAAACCAGUGAAGUGAUUCAUUCAUGAAUUGAAAACCCAUUAAUUAAUGAUCCAUCCUUUGCCCAACAAAUAACACUAGCAGCAGCAGCAGCAAACCCAUCUCUCCUCUAUCUGCUUCUUCUUCUGUACGGUUGAUUCAAUUCAAUUCAAUACUUCCCAGGAAUUAGACUCAUCCUCUCCAGUUACUGAGUUUCCUACAAUGGAUAAAGCUUCCCCGGACUGUCCAUAUCCAGGAUGCUUCUUCUGUGUCAUGAAGGAAGGAAACCCAGGUAAGCGCAGAUCAAGUAUAAUGAAGUUUUUCAGAGAUUUACCCUCACAGGACGAAGAUGGUCAAGUUCUACCCAUUAGCGGUUUAUGGAAUACGGCCAUGGCACAUCCAAACGACCCUGAAUUCAUUGAGCUCGGUAUAUUCGAGUGUAUGGCUGCACUCGUCUGGAAAGGAUUAAAGAACCGUCGCUGGAUUUCCCACGACCAAAACAUAUACAUUCCUUACUACGCAGCUCACAUAAUCGGUUCGUAUACAAUGAACAUGGAAGAAUUCGCAGAAGGUGCUGUUCAUGCAGGAGUUAUUCCGCCUUUGGUUGAGCUUUUAAGAGGAAGAUUAACUUGGGUCGAACAGAGAGUUGCGAUUAGAGCUCUAGGUCAUCUGGCUACCUACGCUUCUACUUUCCCAGCCGUUGCUAGUCAUGAAGAGAUUCUCGAGCUUUCGAUUCAACUGGCGAUGAGUUCGUUAGAAAUUGUGUACACUCAUUUCUACCAGUAUGUUGAUAGAAGGCUAAGUUAUCAUUGUGACUUGCUUACAAGGGGGAUGGGUGGGGUGGAAAUGGAGUCGAGGAAAGCUGAAGAAUGGGCUAGUCAGUUGCAAUGCUGGUCACUUCAACUGAUUAAUUGCUUUGCUUUUAAACCAGAGUCUCUUUCUGCUAUAUGUAAACCAGAGUUCUUGGUUAAACUGCCUGGCAUGUGGGGAGGACUUGUGAAUGAGAAUUCACCGGCUGGCAUUGGUUUGUUGAGGACCAUUUGUCAUCAUAAGCUUGGUCGGGGACCUGUCGCUAGUUGUCCCGGUAUUAUCGAAGCUUUGUGUAAUAUUGCCCGUUCGUCCGAUGACUGGCAAUACAUGGCUAUUGAUUGUCUUCUUUGGUUGAUUCAAGACCCAAAUACAUGCCAUAAGGUGGUUGACAAAGCAGUACCAGCACUAAUUGACCUAGCAGAGAUUUCAAAUCUAGGCGAUCACAAAAAACUCGGAGAUUCCAUCGUUAACAUUCUUCAGGACAUCAUCAUUCAGUCGCCAGGACGUAAUUCCAUGAGCAGCCGCACCAAGGAACAGAUCGAGGAAACCUUAAACUCACGAGAGAGGCUGAAAUGGGAAAAGAACAUGCCUAAAGACGAUCUCCACAUCAAACAAGCAGCCGCAUUAGUGGUGAAGCUGGAAGGAAAUUCCCUCUUCUCUUCCGGAAACAUUUCAGGAGCAGCAUCAAAAUAUUCCGAAGCAUUAGCAUUAUGUCCUAUGCGAUCAAAGAAAGAGAGGGUAGUUUUGUACAGUAACCGAGCCCAAUGUCAUCUUCUGUUACAACAGCCAUUGGCAGCCAUAAGUGAUGCCACACGAGCUCUUUGUCUACACAAUCCGAUCAACCGUCAUGCGAAAAGCCUGUGGAGGAGAGCUCAGGCGUAUGACAUGCUAGGGUUAGCUAAAGAGAGUUUGCUAGACGCUAUUCUGUUUAUAAAUGAGUGUUCUCAGUCGAGUGACCCUGAUCUUACUUUAAGGCAGAAUAAAGUGCCUCACUAUGCAGAGCGGUUAGUUAAAAAGCAGAUGCAGUCGGCUUGGCUAUUUCGAGAGGCUGCUAUUAAGCACGGAGGUGUUAAUAACUGUGAGGGAGAUGGUGGGGAUAUGUAUGGGCAACAGACCGAUGAUUCUGAAUGGGAGACGGCUAGUGAAAGUGAGAUGGGAAUCAACGAGCAGAGAGGUGGGAUUGAGAACGACGAUGAUUGUGAGGGUGAAGGAAACAAUCAAGUAGGAUGAAGAACCCUAAGUUUGGGUCUUGGAUUGCUGUCUGGUGUGUAUUUUGUUUGGGUAAUGAAUGCUACAAAUCUAAGUUGUUCAUAAAGAAGUUGUGCUAUAAAUAGUUCAAUUCUUUUUUCAUUUAUUCACUAAUAUUCCUUGUGUACUAAUUUUGUGUGCAAUUUGAUGCAAUGCAACAGACUUACCUUUUGGUUGUUUCA
Impatiens glandulifera is the source of this 2296-nucleotide messenger RNA. RefSeq lists its product as uncharacterized. Bases 279 to 2096 code for a protein of 605 amino acids. The transcript has 3 exons. Gene Ontology annotation, molecular function: protein binding. Lineage: Eukaryota; Viridiplantae; Streptophyta; Magnoliopsida; Ericales; Balsaminaceae. The record is from RefSeq and is a predicted model, not a curated record.